Closterium sp. NIES-65 is the source of this 3066-nucleotide messenger RNA. Lineage: Eukaryota; Viridiplantae; Streptophyta; Zygnematophyceae; Desmidiales; Closteriaceae. The record is from the annotation of a GenBank genome assembly.
AUGCGUCAGUCGACCGGGGCUUUGGUAGCGGUGGACGAAAAGGGCGUGGCUUUCGAGCUCGCGGGCGAUCUGAGUCCUAAUGAGAUAUGCGUCCACGAGGAUUGCCUUCUCUGGUCCCCCGAGGUGCAUUUCACCAAGGGGCGAUUCGUGAACGUGCAGAAGGAGCUGCGCCGAUCGGGGGGCUCACUUCCCCACCACCCUCCUCCCCACACAUCAUCCCCCUUUCGCUCGUUUCCGAUCCCUUGUUCUCCGCGUCUCCCCUUGCGCAGGUCCCCCGAGGUGCAUUUCACCAAGGGUCGUUUUAUGAACGUGCAGAAGGAGCUGCGGCGGUCGGGAGGGCUCUAUUGCACCGUGUGCGGCGGGCGCGGCGCGGCGCUGGGUUGCCGCGUCCCCGCGUGCCGCCACACGUACCACGUGCCGUGCGCGCGACGCACUCCUGGCUGCCACUUCGAUGACGACGCAUACGUGCUCUCCUGCCCGCAACACCCGCCCGUGGGCGCCAAACCGAAAAAGCUCAAGCGCAAGCAGCCAUCCCCCCCGGCGGCGCCGGCGCAUGCGGACGAUUCGGAGGACGAGGAGGAUGCAGGGAACGCGCAGGACGCGCUGCGGGGGAAGGAGGACGCCCGCGCGCCCCCCGUUGCGGGGAAGAACCAGAGGCGUGCGCGGACUGGCGCAGGGGGGAAGGGCGCGGGGGCAGGGGGGAGAAAGACUUCCGCGCAAGGAGCGGCUACAGUGGCGCCCGAGGUUCCUGUAACGAAAGAUGUGACUAUAAAGGGCGCUGUCAAGGACGUCGCUAUGAAGGAUGUGACUACGAAGGGGGUAGCGGCCGUGAAAAGCAAAGAAGAGGAUGCGGCACGAGCGGGGAAAGCAUCAGCUCCUAUAGCCAAGGUUCCUGUGACAAAGAAUGUGACUAUGAAGGGCGUGACUCUGAAGGAUGAAGCUGCAGGGGGCAAGAAGAUUGAAGAGAGCAUGGCACGUGUGGGCAAGGAGUGCAGAUCGGUGGAGCGAGGUAAGUUCCCCGUCGAUAGGGAGUUUGAAGGGAUCACUGCAAAGAAGGACAAGGGCAAGGGAGUGGAGGAGGGGGACAGCGAGCAGGAGACAGAGAGGGGCGUGAGCUUUGCAGCAGCAAACGCACUGGCUCCUUGUAGUAGCAGCAAGAAAGGGCAACCCUGUCCUAAUGAUUCAUCCCCCAAGCCUUCCGGUAGCGUCGCUUCUGUUUCUCUUGCUGAUGAUGCUUCGGCAAAGCUGAUGGCACAGGCUCGGGUGACUAAAGCGGAUAGCGGUGCAGUCUUUAAGGUGCCUCAACCGGUGGUUAAGGUGCCUCAGGCUGGUGCCUCAGUGGCCCAUGCGGUAGUUAAACCGCCUUUGGAUCGGCUGGCUAAGGGUGAGGGGAAGGAGGGUGAGAAGGAAAGGAAGGGAGAGGGAGAUAAGGGAGAUGAGGGAGAGGGAAGCAAGGAGGUGGAGGGAGAAGGUUCUCUUCUUAGACGGAAUGAAGGAGCACCGACAACGCAAGAGAGAGGAAAGGAGAAGGAAAAGAAGCAAGAUAUGGGUGCUGGUGUUGCUGGUGCUGCUGCCGCUGCUGCUGCUGCUGCUGCUGCUGCUGCUGCUGCUGCUGCUGCUGCUGCUGCUGCUGCUGCUGCUGCUGCUGCAGCGGCUGCUGCUGAAGUGGCUGUGACAAUGGGAGCAAGGAAAUCAGCCUCAGUGGCAGCAGAUGGCGCCUCUUGCUCCAGGAACAGCGGCAAGCCUCCCAGUAGCUUCCCGAUCAACCCCCCUCCCGUUAUUUAUUCCUUUUUCUCUGGUUCUCUGCUUCUCCCGUCUGCAGCCAGUGGGUUCUGUGCGGCCCUUGAUUCAGCGUCCAAGGCCCGCCUAGUCAAAUUCGCUGACGCAAUGGGCGCACAGCUGACGUCAGACUGGAGUCCACGUGUCACCCACUUAUUGGUCGGCACAGAUUCCGAGGGGAAGGCACGGAGGACGCUCAAGAUGGUGAUGGCUAUCCUGCACGGGCAGUGGGUGCUUAGCAGCAAGUGGUUGCCAUCCUCCCCCACCGCCGCUUCCCUGGCCUCCCUGCCUGCUGAGGGACCAUUUGAGGUGCUCUGUGACUCGCACGACGAGUCUGGUGGGGCUACACGCGGCCGGCUGCACUAUGCGCCCAUGGCCAAGGGUCAAUUCCUCGCUGCCUCCCCUCUUCACCAAUAUCGCAGCCAGUGGCAGCUUUCUCACUCUCUUCUCCCCUCCAUCUUCUCCCCUCCAUUUUCUCCCCUCCAUCUUCUCCCCUCCAUCUUCUCCCCUCCUCUCUUCUCCCCUCCAUCUUCUCCCCUCCAUCUUCUCCCCUCCAUCUUCUCCCCUCCAUCUUCUCCCCUCCAUCUUCUCCCCUCCAUCUUCUCCCCUCCAUCUUCUCGAACGCGGCACUCAGCCCUUCUCUCCUCCCCUUCGCUCCUCUUCCUUUCUCUCUCCUUCCGUCCCCGCUUCUCCCCUUCCAUGUCUCCCAUUCAGCCCAUGGCCAAGGGUCAUCCCUCGCCGCCCCCCCUCUUCGCCAGCAUCACAGCGCCCAUCGGUAAAGGCCAUCCCUUGCCGCCUCCCCUCUUCGCCAGCAUCACAGCGGUCUUUCUUGAGGGUGGCUUCCUCAGCCCUUCCUUUGCUGACGUGGCAAGCAUCCUCCAGUGCGGUGGCGGCACCGUCAUUCCAAGCAGCGCCUUACAGUCCCCCACAGCCAAGACCCUUCUUGCUGCCUUCUCCAACCCCUCCAACACAACAAACAGCACCACCAUUGCCGCCGAAAAAAGGAGAGGAGAGGAAGGGGAGACGAAAAUACUCUUGGUGGUGUAUGCAGAUGUGCCUGCAAACACACCCAGUGGCUCGGGUAAGAUGCGGCGGGAACUGGCGCUGGUGGAGAAGCGGAGGGAAGCUGCUGGGCAAGUGGGGAAGGAGAUGCGGCGGGAACUGGCGCUGGUGGAGAAGCGGAGGGAAGCUGCUGGGCAACUGGGGAAGGAGGUGGGGGCUCGUGCCUGUGUGACGCACAACUGGAUCAUAGACUCGGCUGCUGCGUUUGAGCUGAAACCAUUCUGA